CUGGCUGGCCAGGUAAAAGCUCGGGCCGCUAACAAUCGAUGAGCGGUGGGCCCUCGGUCGUCCAUUGUAGUCGUGUGUGGAAUGGCGUCUGACAAGAGCGAGCUGCGACAGAGGCUGCUGACAGAACCUGGCGAUGAAGACCAGCGCCAGAAGGGUGAGCAGGUGACAGGGCCACCCUACACAGGCAAAGUGUUUUUGGCCCGCAAGAAGAAACCCGACCCAUGGUACAUACGAGUGCUGGAGGCAGUUGUCAUUGUGGGGGCUGUGGCAGCAGCACUGUACUGCUACUACUACUUUGAACAUGUUCAUUUUCAUGUCACUCAUGGUUAUGCCCACCUGGGAUACUCAGAGGCCCAGCAUCAGGUGGGACAGCGUUACCUGCAUGGUGUUGGUGUAGAGAAACAUGCAGACAAGGCCAUGGAGUGGUUCAGGAAAGCUGCUGACCAGGGACAUCCACAUGCUGCUUAUAAUUUGGCUAUUGGUCACUUGAAAGGCUACCAGACUGACCUUAAGCCAGGAGAGUCACACUGCCUGAUCCACCAUGCCGCCUCUAAGGGAGUGAAAGAAGCACACCAUGUUCUCAACAAUGUUUGCACGCUUGGACACUGUGUCUAAAGAAAUGCACCAUGUUCUCAAUAAUACUUGCAUACUUACAUAUUGUGUGUAAAAUAUAUAUAUAUAU
This is a messenger RNA of Pomacea canaliculata, 682 nucleotides long. RefSeq lists its product as uncharacterized. The transcript is spliced from 5 exons. NCBI's taxonomy places the organism in Eukaryota, Metazoa, Mollusca, Gastropoda, Architaenioglossa, Ampullariidae. The coding region runs from base 82 to 615 and encodes 177 amino acids. The record is from RefSeq and is a predicted model, not a curated record. Gene Ontology annotation, molecular function: protein binding.